GGGCAGAGACAGCAGAGACUAGGCCCAAGAAGAAAAGCACGAGACCAUCGGACGUUUACAGAAGCUGGCGUGUGAUAAUCGGUCUGGCAUGAAUAUAUGGGAGGUUUUAUUGGAAAAAACAAAUCCACAGACAUUAAGACACCGAAACAUGGAGAAAGUCUUGCAAGAGGAAACAAUCAUCAACAACCUCUGAAUUGCUUAUUAAUUAUUAAAACUGACUAAAAGAACAGUACGCCAUGUUAUCUACAGACAAAUGAUUACAAAGGAAUUUUUAAAGAAGAGUUAACCUGCCGCCUGCAACGCCAGCGUGCCGCCACCAGGGGGAAACCGCGCGCCGCGAACUAACCCGUACUCAUUAAGGAGUGGAAUCCAGGAACAGAUGUCGAUGGGGUUUCAAUUCCUCCCCCUGCAUUGCUGAACCAUGUCUCCCACAUUCCACACCCACCCAUCAGAAUGAUCAGCGUGUUAUGACUCUGAGGCUAUGGCCAGUGAACCCCUCGAAGGUUUUCAUGAGGUCAAUCUGGCGUCACCCACCACUCCGGACCUGCAUGGCAUCGCCGAGCCCCGACCAGCAAAACCGGCCGCGCCACCGAGCUCCUUAUACCGUACCCACUCCCUGACCUCUACCCCCUGCCCUCCCAAUGCUCUCUAUGCUGACCAGUUGCCCACCCAGCCAGUGUACCCGGCCCCCCGUCACCUAGCCAACGAGGACCCUCACAAUGGCAGUGUUCCGGGACUGGAGGCAGUUUCCUCAGGCGCCGCCUCUCAUGAGGCGGGGUCAGUUGAGGAUGGUGCCCCAUUGGGUGAUGAGGGAGAGGAUCCGUUGGCUCUGAGCACAGACAGCCUAUCACGGCUCAGGAGUCCCUCUGUCAUGGAAGUGAGAGAGAAAGGCUAUGAGAGGCUGAGAGAGGAGCUCGCCAAAGCACAGCGGGAACUAAAAUUAAAAGACGAGGAAUGUGAGAGACUUUCUAAAGUCAGGGACCAGCUGGGGCAGGAGCUGGAGGAACUGACUGCCAGCCUGUUCGAGGAGGCUCACAAGAUGGUGCGUGAGGCGAACCUGAAGCAGGCCACCGCGGAGAAGCAACUACAGGAAGCCCUUGGGAAGAUCGACGUGAUGCAGGCUGAGGUUGUGGCCCUGAAGACGCUGGUGUUGUCCACGUCCCCUACCUCGCCAUGCAAGGAGCUGCCGUCGGGCUCCAAGGCCCCGUUCAGAAAGGGCCACACACGCAACAAGAGUACCAGCAGUGCGGUGAUGGGUAGCCAUCAACAGGAGCUCGGCGCCCAGCACACCAUCGGGCACGACAGCAGAGAGGUGGAUUCCCUUCUCUUCAGUGAGUUUAAGGCCUGGAAAGAGGAUCCUACUUUAGACAGGAGCUGCUCUUUCCUGGACCGGAUCUACAGGGAGGACAUUUACCCAUGCCUCACCUUCUGCAAGAGUGAGCUGGGCUCGGCCAUCCUGGAGGCGGUGGAGCAGAACACGCUGAGUGUGGAGCCGGUGGGAUUUCAGCCCCUGCCUGUGGUAAAGGCCUCUGCACUGGAGUGUGGAGGACCCAAGAAGUGUGCUCUCAGUGGUCAGACUAAAUCCUGCAAACACAGGAUCAAACUGGGAGACUCCAGCAGCUACUACUAUGUGUCCCCGUUCUGUCGCUAUCGGAUCACAUCUGUGUGUAACUUCUUCACCUACAUUCGCUACAUCCAUCAAGGACUGGUCAAACAGCAGGAUGCAGAGCAGAUGUUCUGGGAAGUGACACAGCUGAGGAAGGAGAUGUCCCUGGCCAAGCUGGGCUACUACAGAGACGAGCUGUGAGCUGCACGCGACCCAUGACCCCCAACCCGCGACUAGGGGAGACGGCAGGGAGCGGCUCUUUCUUCCCCUCAUCACCUCGCCGCUGCGUGGCACUUCAGCGUGUGCAUGCGUGUGUGUGUGUGUGUGUGUGUGUGUGUGUGUGUGUGUGUGUGAUCAGCCUGUGGUAUAUGUGGCCCCUGUCCUAUAAUACAAUACACUACUGAUGUUAACUUGAUUUCAUUAUGUGCGACAAUUGGGGACUGAAGGAAGAAAAUGUCUGUGCUAGUUUCGGAGUAACAUUCAAGACUUUGAAACCUUUCACCCAGGAACAUUCUAGACCACACCAGUAACAUUCUCUUGAGCUCUGAGUUAAUCCUAAGUGUAGAUAACAGUGCGUUGCCGUGACGUGUGUUUGUGUGGAAUGUGCCGUAUAUGUUAUCAGGUGUUUUGUUUUUGUUUGGGUUUUUUCCCCACAAUUCCUCCCAGAUCAAGCUUACUCGCUGUUGAUUUUAGUGCCUUUCUGGAACACUGAAUAAAAUUGUAUACCUCUGUAACAACAGUA
Molecule: messenger RNA, 2348 nt
Organism: Electrophorus electricus (electric eel)
Lineage: Eukaryota; Metazoa; Chordata; Actinopteri; Gymnotiformes; Gymnotidae
Gene: rab3ip
Product: RAB3A interacting protein (rabin3)
Biological process (GO): exocytosis
Cellular component (GO): Golgi to plasma membrane transport vesicle
Molecular function (GO): guanyl-nucleotide exchange factor activity
Source: RefSeq, a predicted model, not a curated record